Messenger RNA from Labeo rohita (rohu), 1400 nucleotides. RefSeq names its product TruB pseudouridine (psi) synthase family member 1 (gene trub1). Lineage: Eukaryota; Metazoa; Chordata; Actinopteri; Cypriniformes; Cyprinidae. Gene Ontology annotation, cellular component: mitochondrion. Gene Ontology annotation, biological process: mRNA pseudouridine synthesis; tRNA modification. Gene Ontology annotation, molecular function: pseudouridine synthase activity; RNA binding. The record is from RefSeq and is a predicted model, not a curated record. The transcript is spliced from 8 exons. Bases 18 to 875 code for a protein of 285 amino acids.
CCGUGAUAUCAACAAGCAUGGCUGUACAGAACAGUUCACUAUCCAAACUGCAGUCUUUGAAUGGUAUAUUUGCCAUUUAUAAGAAACAGGGUCCCACCUCCGCAGAUGUGUUAAACACACUGAAGAAGGCGCUUUUAAAAGAGGCAGGGGUUGCAAAUCCCAAUCCUCGCAAAAGGAAGAAGCAAGCUUUAAAAAUUGGCCAUGGCGGCACCCUGGACAGCAAUGCUUCUGGUGUACUUGUGGUUGGAAUUGGUGAAGGAACAAAGAUGCUCACUACAAUGCUUGCAGGAUCAAAGAAAUACAGAGCUGUUGGAGAGUUAGGCAAAGCAACUGAUACUCUUGACGCCACAGGAAAUGUUGUUGAAGAGAAGAGCUAUGAUCACAUCACAAAAGAGGCUUUUGAGGAGAAGCUGAAGCAGUUUACGGGUGAAAUUAUGCAGGUUCCACCUUUAUAUUCAGCACUGAAGAAGGAUGGCCAGCGCAUGUCUGUCCUGCUCAAGCAAGGCCAUGAGGUUGAGGCUAAACCUGCACGUCCAGUCACAGUGUACAGCCUUUCCUUACAAGACUUCAAUCCUCCGCAUUUCACCCUAGAUGUUGAGUGUGGAGGUGGGUUUUAUGUCAGAAGCUUGGUUGAUGAUCUUGCAAAAGCUCUAUCAUCCUGUGCUCACAUCAAGGAACUUACUAGGACCAAACAGGGUCAGUUCACACUGGAAGAGCACGUAUUGAAGGAGGAUCGCUGGACAUUGACAGACAUCUCACAGGCUCUGCAGCCCUGCCCAAAGCCAUCACGGCAAGAGAAGAAUGACAAGAAAGCAAAAUCAAAGCAUAACACCCAACCUGAAAGUGAGGGUGACGAUGGAGAUCAAAAUGAUUAAAGGUGAUGAAAGAACCCAACUCGUACACCAAUUACAUUCUUAGUGAGAGAACUGUUGGAAAUUGCCUGGUCCACUCUGAUUUGAUUUGGCUUCUGUUACUUAUUCAUGUGUAUUUAUCUUCAUGGCCAAGUGAGGAUAAAACAGGUGGUAUUGGUAUGUUCAAGCUGAUAGAAUUUACUACAGUGUGCAAAACAAAUUCAGUUAUCAUGUUGUUUCAGUUUAGUAACCACUUGACUGUAGUUCGUAUGGUGCCAAGAGAAAUAAAAUAUCACUGUUUUGAUUAUAGAUUUUGUUAAGUUGAAGCUGCACUGUUAUUGAAGUGAUUAAACAACAUUUGGCACUGUCAUUUUUAAGCUAUGUAAGCCCAAGUGUGCCAUAGGUAGAUGGCAUUUUCUUUCUUUGUAUUUUUUUUUUACACAUUGACAAGCUAUUAAAGUUUAUUAUGGAUUAAUAAUGCACCUGAAUUCACUUAAUGAAAAAAGAAAAAUAUACUUGAAAAUAAAGUUAUUUUGGUUUGUUAAUGAA